CUCUUGAGCUUGUGAGCAAAUGUUACCUUCGGAUCAGUCGUCAACGGUUUUCCAUUAGUCGUACUGAAAGUUUGAACACAUUAAUGGCGUCGUUUGGUUGACGCCUUGAUAGCGUCUUUCCAAAAAUGGUGAAUAAAUUGUGCUUCAAAAAAUUGCUCAGAUUGCCGGGCACACUGUCUACCACAUGUUCUAUCAGAGAGUAUUUGAGCAUCAAAGGUUGCUUGGUUUGAAAUUGGUUCCCAAGUUAAAACUUGCUCACAUUUGGCCAUCAACCUGGCAGAGAAUGACGGUAAGCUUGGCCACACAGCUGUACUCCAAACAUAUGGCCAUGGCUUUAAAAUUUUUAAGAGAAGACCAAAAAACAGCGCAUUUAUUCAAUGGAUCGGAAGCUACAGAAAAGCUUACAAAGCUUAUUAAUGACACAUUUGACAUUAUGAAUGGACGACACAAGGGUGAGUCAAUUAAUGGGAACAACUGGAAUAAUUUAGUCGAAAUGGAGGGAAAGGUAACAAAGGGGAAAAAAUCUGUACUCGAAGACAUGCUAAAAAUAAUAGAGUUAACUGAGGAGUGCCAUCGCAAUCCUGGAAAACGUCCAAUAAUGGCCGCAUUUGCGUCAGAUACGACUCUAGAUGGCUGGCGCUUGUCUAUCCGUAGCACCAUUGUCUUGACAGAAGAGUUAUUGAAUCCAAAAAACCCUUUAGAGAAAUACGAUUUCGUACUGACAGCAAAAUGGAACCAAGACGCCUUAGAGAUGACUUUUGGGCGCAUACGUUCAGUCGAUACACAUCCAACGGCUGCAAGUUUUCUACAUAUUAUCAGGAUGAUGUCAUUGUACACACCCGCGAAGCAGGUUACAUGGUGAAAACGAGAGAAAACCUUUUCGAGUGUGAGGCAUGCAGACAGACCGUAAUUACCAACGAAGCAGAUCUACCAAGUGAUUUUGACGCAGAUGCAUACACGAGAGCUCGAACCAAAGGUGGACUGGUGUUUGUCACCCUGUCAAUGUACCAAACUUUGUGCGCAAUUGAAAAAGUUGUCUCAAACCACUUUAAGUCACUUAAUCAUAUUUAUAUCACUGAUACAUUCCAAGAGUGUAUAGCAAAAGUUAAAUUAACCAAUGUACUGCCCCUUUUUUGUGAUACUCAUCGCCAUUGUAAUAUGGGAACUUUAAUAAUGGAGUAUGUAAAAGUGAGAUAUUAUUUUGAAUCUAAACGUUUGAAAGAUGUUUUAUUGUCCAAAGAACAAACAACAGUCCAGGCGAGUUUCAAACUGGCCAAAAAUGCCCAUACAAGAAAUUUAAUACAAAGUAAUACUUAAA
Daphnia magna is the source of this 1318-nucleotide messenger RNA. RefSeq lists its product as uncharacterized. The record is from RefSeq and is a predicted model, not a curated record. Lineage: Eukaryota; Metazoa; Arthropoda; Branchiopoda; Diplostraca; Daphniidae. The transcript is spliced from 5 exons. Bases 185 to 862 code for a protein of 225 amino acids.